AUGGCUUCUCCAACACUGAGUUUGAGGCCUCAAAAGUCUAAAAUAGUGCUCUUCCUUAUCUGCAUUUCAUUUUCAUAUUCAGUUGAAGAAGUCAUAACAUCAUCUAACAAGUUAGACCAACCACUGUUUCCCCCACCAGCAGAGACUGAAAUCAAGUGUGGAUCAUGUCCUUGUGGAGACACCUGUGGUGAGCAACUUCCACCACCCCCACCAUCAACUCCACCUCCUUGUCUAUCUCCACCGCCACCACUACCAUCGCCACCACCUCCGCCACCACCGUCGCCACCGCCUCCUCCUAAGUAUCCCACAUGUCCUCAGAACUGCAACCCCUUGCCGCCGCCACCGCCGCCAAGAUUCGUAUACGUGCCUGUGCCAGGUGUUCCAAAACCAUAUACUUGGGUAUAUUACUACUCUGGUGCUGAAAACAGAGCUGUGGGAUUGCUUGUUUUGGCUGGUUUGGGAGGAAUAUCAUUGGCAACGCUACUUUUGGAUGACAUCAUGAAGCUAAAUCUAUACUUCUGA
Vigna radiata var. radiata (mung bean) is the source of this 522-nucleotide messenger RNA. Its product is annotated as leucine-rich repeat extensin-like protein 3. The transcript has a single exon. Bases 1 to 522 code for a protein of 173 amino acids. Lineage: Eukaryota; Viridiplantae; Streptophyta; Magnoliopsida; Fabales; Fabaceae. The record is from RefSeq and is a predicted model, not a curated record.